Molecule: messenger RNA, 414 nt
Organism: Octopus sinensis (East Asian common octopus)
Lineage: Eukaryota; Metazoa; Mollusca; Cephalopoda; Octopoda; Octopodidae
Product: PRKCA-binding protein-like
Exons: 1
Coding region: 1-414 (137 amino acids)
Source: RefSeq, a predicted model, not a curated record
AUGUCUGUUAGUCAAAUUCGAAUACUUGGUGGGUCCAUGUGCUAUAUUCAGGCCUAUUCGCUCAAAGUGAAGGAGAUUGAGGACCAAAUGGAUUGUUCUCUGUACGACUAUUCAGACAAUUACUUCGACGGGAAUAUUGAAUAUCGAAUAUUUCUACGAUGCAAGCAAAUGAGCAGAAAAAAGUACUUUUCCAUGAGAGAAGACGUCUUGACCAAACUUGACUUGGUCGACGAUCGACACGGUCAAACACACGUGGAUUAUUUCUUAGGGAAGAACAUGAACUUGCAUUUCCGACGAUUGGUAGCUGUCUUGCACGAUUGGCAUUCCUCUCUCCACUCAAUCGCAGACUCUUCCUUGUCUUCCACCUUCCCUAUCCCAAUCGAUGUCUCUAAAUCUUAUCUAACAUUGAAUUGA